This is a messenger RNA of Limulus polyphemus (Atlantic horseshoe crab), 2314 nucleotides long. RefSeq names its product UPF0687 protein C20orf27 homolog. NCBI's taxonomy places the organism in Eukaryota, Metazoa, Arthropoda, Merostomata, Xiphosura, Limulidae. The record is from RefSeq and is a predicted model, not a curated record. The coding region runs from base 1 to 585 and encodes 194 amino acids. The transcript has 5 exons.
AUGACCACUUUUUCAUUAAGAUUUUCGGAUUUUUGGCAACUCGAAGAUAAGGUAAAAUUUCUGAAAUAUCCUGAUACGGUACUGCCAGAGAACUUGAAGCUUGAGAAGAACAUUGGAGAAAUGGAACAUCAACAUUUGGCUGUGUCUAUGUCAAAUGCAAAAGUUGAGGAUGAGGUUACUAAUCUUGGAAUAGUUUGCCAGAUUUUUAUGAUUCAUCAUAGAUAUGAGGUGUCUUUUGUGUUCCAUAGCUGGGAGACAGCCGGAUUACUGGCUGUAAGGAAUCAGAAUCCUCCGAACUUAAACUUAAGGGUCACUGACCUCUGUCCUGUAGAAGGAGAACAUGAAGGACCAGAAAUACCCUAUCAAAUCACUUUAGAGCUUAUUGCAUACAAAGAGAAACUAUUACGUGAACAAGUUCUCUUAGAAGCCUGUGGGAACUCUAUAUUUAUCAUAACACUGCUGCUACAUGCUAGAGUACUUGGCAAAGGUAAGGGAACUCCAUUUUUGAAGAAUGGAAUCCGGUGCAUUGGUCAAGAAAUGGAUGAAGAAGAAUCAGAGUACAGUGAUUGGCAGGGAUUUGACUGAUGUCUUGGCUGGAAAUCAAAUCUUUCCUCUCGUAUGACUGCUCUUUAAAAGUUUGCAAGUUCAGUUAUUAAUUAGUUUUCAAUAACUGGAAUCACCAUAUACCCAAGAAAAAGAUAAAAUCAUUUUUGUGUGGCUGUUUUGUACCAUUUUGUACUUUUCGGGCAUAAUUCCUAAUGCUUCAAGUAUAUAUGUAUUUGAUCUGUUAGACUUGUUUGUAUUUUAUAGAUAUGUCGUACAAGAGAGAUCUAUUUCAGUCUCAGCAGUCAUAUUUUCAUAUUUCUUUCAGUACAUAAAAAACAGCAGUUCUUCAUAAGAAACUUUCUUUUAUAGGUUCUAAAAUUCUUUAAAUAAGUAUUUUCAAGUGUCUCCUUUUUUUAAACAUUAACUGGAAAACAAAAUCAUUGAACAUAUAAGUAUCUUAACACUAUUCAAUGUAAAACUAAAUUGUCAUAUACUUGCUCUGAUACUUUUAAACAAAAUAGUAUCAUUCAUUACAUAAAAGAUGUACUUUUGAUGAAAAAUUUUGAUUGUGUAAGUCCUGAGUUUUAGUUUAAACAAAAUCAGAAAAUUAUUUAGAAAACUUGUUUACUGUUUUUGUUUCAGCUUGAAAAGUGUUUUGUUAAAUAUGUUACUAUAUUUCAGCAAAACUUGUGUAAUAGAUUGUAGAGUAAAUUGUUAAUGCUUUUUAAAUAUACAGUGAACGACUUACUGAUCAUGACUUAAAAAGGCUACAUUUCAAAAACAGUUUAUAGAAAAACUUAUUUUAAGAGUACUGCAAAAUUAGUCAUGUAUAACAAUAACCAAAUGUCAUUAAUGCUGCAGUUACAGAGAUGCCUGCCUAGCGUUAAAAGAAAAUCUGAGUUCAUGAAGCCUGGGGUUUUCAGGCCUGCUAUUGCUUACUGUGCUUUGAUGUAUAAAGAAUAGAAAUGUGACUGUAUAUUAACUAAUGAAAUUAUGAUGAUGGAUGGUAAUAGUUUGUUUUUUUCUUUCGUGGAGUAUCUGUAGUUGCCAUUUUGGUUUGUUCUAAAAGUGCCAUUUACACCAGUGCUUGAAAUUCUAACAUAUUAAAAGAUAACGAUGCUGAUUAAAUGUUUUAUCACCCAGACCUAAUAUUUGUGAAGGAAAAUGAAAUUUAGGCUAUAAGGAAUGACCUGCCCAAAUAAUUUACUGGAAAUGACAAAUUACUGUUGUGGGCAUUGUUUUUUUAAGCCAAUAUUUAUUAAAAAUUGGACGGUAUACUUAAGCAUUAAUAAUCAGACAAGCUCAGUCAAAAUUGGAGAUGUUGGCAACUUUGCAUUAAGCUCUGUAUUUUGUGUGUGGGAGGUAUUACUGUACUCAACUGUGAUACUCCAAACAUGAAUAUUUUCCUAAUUUUUUUCUCCAAGUGAAAGUUAAAACCAAAAGUUAUUUUGGCUGAGCAUUCUGAUGAUUUUUUCACUAUACCUCAAUAAACAGUAAGAAAAAGGUGUGAUAACAAUGCUUUUACUGAACCAAGUCUGAGUAGAUAUAGCCAUUACUCACAAAUUGAAACAACAAAAAAAGCCAAAAAUAGUAAAAGUUCCAAAACUAUUAAAAAUAAAGUAGAAUAAAAUCCCAGUACAAGCAUAAGCUGUUUUCUGUGAAAAACAUGCUCUUAUACAGCCUGCUGAUAAAAAGGAAAUGCAGAUAUAAUAUUGGUGAAAGUAGCUUACACAGGUAUUUCUUAGACAAGAAUACAUGCUAAAAAUUA